AUGAGAACCAGUGACAAGAGUCAGAGUGCUUCAGUCAUAUUCAUCCUUUUAGGAUUCUCCGACUAUCCGGACCUCCAAGUCUCCCUCUUUCUAGUGUUCUUGACCAUCUAUGUGGUCACCGCAGUGGGGAAUCUGGGCAUGAUCGUGAUCAUCAGGAUCAGCCCCAAGCUCCACACCCCCAUAUACUUCUUCCUCAGCCACUUAUCCUUUGUGGAUUUCUGUUACUCCACUGCAGUCACACCUAAACUGUUAGAAAACCUAAUUGUGGAAGACAGAACUAUCUCCAUCGAGGCUUGCAUCACACAGUUCUUUUUUACUGCUACCUUUGUGGUGACAGAGACAUUCCUACUGGCAGUGAUGGCCUACGAUCGUUUCAUCACCAUUUACAAACCCCUGCUUUACUCUGUUUCCAUGUCACAGAAACUUUCUGCCCUUCUGGUGGCUGUAGCAUAUUCAUGGGGCACAAUUUCUUCUCUAAUAUUCACCUAUUCUCUCAUUGUAUUAUCAUUUUGGGGACAGGUUAUUAAUAAUUUUCUCUGUGAGUAUUCUGUCAUCCUCUCAGCCUCCUGCUCUGAUAAACACUUUAGUGAAAUAAUACUUUUUAUUGUUGCUAACUUUAAUGCACUUUGCAGUCUCUUCAUUAUCCUUACAUCCUAUAUUUGUAUUUUUGUCACCAUUUUGAGAAUGAAUUCAGCAAGCAGGAGACAUAAGGCUUUCUCCACCUGUGCCUCCCAUCUGACAGCUGUUACUAUCUUCUAUGGAACUAUUCUCUUCCUCUACUGUGUUCCUAAUUCCAAAAGCUCAUGGCUCAUAGUUAGAGUAACCUCAGUUUUUUAUACUGUGGUAAUCCCCAUGCUAAAUCCAUUAAUUUACGGUUUGAGAAACAAAGAUAUAACAGAAACCCUCAGGAAAUUAAUGAAUAUCAAAAAUUUUACUCACUAA
Molecule: messenger RNA, 942 nt
Organism: Vombatus ursinus (common wombat)
Lineage: Eukaryota; Metazoa; Chordata; Mammalia; Diprotodontia; Vombatidae
Product: olfactory receptor 5D13-like
Biological process (GO): G protein-coupled receptor signaling pathway; sensory perception of smell
Cellular component (GO): membrane
Molecular function (GO): odorant binding; olfactory receptor activity; G protein-coupled receptor activity
Source: RefSeq, a predicted model, not a curated record